This is a messenger RNA of Argentina anserina (silverweed cinquefoil), 8243 nucleotides long. RefSeq names its product protein ILITYHIA. Gene Ontology annotation, biological process: regulation of translation; cellular response to amino acid starvation. The transcript has 59 exons. The coding region runs from base 78 to 7943 and encodes 2621 amino acids. The record is from RefSeq and is a predicted model, not a curated record. Gene Ontology annotation, molecular function: protein kinase regulator activity. Gene Ontology annotation, cellular component: cytosol. Lineage: Eukaryota; Viridiplantae; Streptophyta; Magnoliopsida; Rosales; Rosaceae.
CUAUCUCUCUCAGCUCCUAAAACCCUAAACCAGCUGAAAGAAAACCAAUCGGAUCCGCCCCGCCCCGUUUUCUCCCAAUGGAGACUCCGGCCGAGUCCCUCCUCUCCGUCGCCGGGUCGCUCUCCACUGCCUCCACUCGGCAGCGGGUUCGGAUUUUCCGAGAUCAAAUUCCGGCCAUUCUCGGCCGCUCCGAAAUAUGUGUGGAGUCUGCAUCAUUGUUGGUAGAUAUAAUAUUUAAAACAUUGUACAUCUAUGAUGAUCGUGGGUCCAAGAAAGCUGUCGAUGGUAUUAUUACAAAAUUUUUGCAAGAAGUGGCCUUCAUGAAGAAUUUCGCAGCAGUCCUUGUUCAGAUCAUGGAAAAAAAUGUAAAGGUGCAAUCACAUGUUGGGGGCCACAGACUUCUCCAGUGGUCAUGUCUUCUUCUUAGCAAGAGUAAGUUCAUCACAGUUUCCAAGAGUGCAUUCUGUAGAGUUGCCACAGUGCAGGCAUCAUUACUCCAUAUUGUUGUACAAAGAUCUCUCUGUGAGCAACGGUCUUGCAAGAAGACAAUUUAUCACUUAUUUUCUCAGUCGCCAGACAUCUACAAAUUGUAUAUAGAGGAAUUGACGGAAGCGCGCAUCCCAUACAAAGAUAGUCCUGAAUUAUUAGGGUUCUUAAUGGAAUUCUGUAGUACCUCAAGAAAGUCAUCUUCUUUGUUUGAGCAAUUCAAGCCAACAUUUCUUGAUAUAUAUCUCAAGGCAAUUUUAAACGCAAAAGAAAAGCCGUCAAAGGGUCUUAGUGAAGCUUUUCGUCCACUUUGUCAACAUAUGUUGCAUGAAGAUUUUCAAAAUGUUGUGCUCCCAUCUUCUGUUAAAAUGCUUAAACGCAACCCUGAGAUUGUAUUGGAAUCAGUUGGGAUACUAUUGAAGUCAGUCAACCUUGAUUUGAGCAAGUAUGCUGUCGAAAUGAUUUCACUAGUCUUGCCACAGGCUAGGCAUGCAGAUGAAGGCAGGAGGGCUCCUGCUCUGGAAAUAGUACGAUGUCUGAGCCAAAAUUCUAGUAAUCCAGAUAUUAUAGAAGCAAUGUUCAAUGCUAUCAAAUCUGUCAUUGGAGGCUCAGAAGGAAGACUUACAUUUCCUUACCAGAGAAUUGGCAUGAUCAAUGCACUGCAAGAAUUGUGCAAUGCUCCAGACGGGAAGCAUUUUAAUGGACUGUCUCAAACUUCAUGCAGUUACUUGCGAUCUUGUUACAAGGAGGAUGGCAACGAGGAGGUCAAGCUUUCAAUUUUGUCAGCCUUAGGUUCGUGGGCAGCAAGAUCUGCUGAUGUUAUUCAGUCAGAUUUAAUUUCUUUUUUCUCUUUUGGGCUUAAGGAAAAAGAAGCUCUAAGAAGGGGACAUCUUCGUUGUCUGCGAACCAUAUGCAGGAAUGCCGAUGCUGUUCAUCAGUUAUCAUCAUUACUGGAACCUCUCAUUCAACUUGUCAAAACUGGUUUUACUAAAGGAGUUCAGCGUUUGGAUGGGAUAUAUGCCUUACUAUUCGUUAGCAAAAUUGCAGCAGUUGACAUCAAAUCAGAGGAGAACGUGGUGAGGGAAAAGAUCUGGUCUCUGAUAUCUCAAAAUGAGCCAUCACUUGUUCCAAUAUCCUUGGCUUCAAAAUUGUUGACUGAGGAUUGCAUGGCUUGUGUCGAUCUUCUUGAAGUCUUGCUGAUGGAACAUUUGCAGAGAGCGUUGGAUUCCUUUUCCCUCAGAUCACUGUCCCAGUUGAUAAUUUUUUUCAUGUGCCACCCAAGUUGGGAUGUUCGAAGAGUGGCUUAUAACACUACAAAAAAGAUAGUUCCUGCUGCCCCGCAAAUAGCUGAACAUCUUUUGAUUGAAUUUGCUACUUUCAUGUCUAUAGUUGAAGAGAAACAUCGUAUUUCAAAGUCAAGUGAUACAGAUAAUUCAGGGGACUCCCAAGUACCGUUCCUUCCCUCAGUCGAGGUUUCUGUAAAGGCUUUACUUAUUAUUUCAUCAGCGGCCCUACCUGCAGCUCCAAGUGCAUCAAUGCAAGUUUUAUUCUGCGGACAUCAUCCGUACUUGGUUGGAACUGCAAAAAGAGAUGUGGUUUGGAGGAGGCUACAUAAAUGUCUGCAUAGAUGUGGUUUUGACAUAAACAGCAAUGUUUUGGCUGACAUGGAGAAUUUAUGCAAGGGCCUACUGGAAACAAUGUGGUUGUCCAGUACUACCACGUCAGAGCAGCAAGCAGCCAUAUCCUCAUUGUCCACUCUGAUGUCCAUUGCACCUGGAGAAACGUAUAUGGAGUUUGAAAAGCACUUGAAACACCUUCCUUACCGAUAUUCACAUGAUUCACUUUCCGAAAAUGAUAUUCGGAUAUUUCACACUCCUGAAGGCAUGCUUUCCAGUGAGCAAGGCGUCUACGUAGCCGAGUCUGUUGCUGCCAAGAACAUGAAACAAGCGAAGGGCCGUUUUCGGAUGUAUGAGGACCUUAAUGACAUGGAUAAUGGUGGUUCUAAUCACUCGGCAAAAGUUGAGCCAAGCAGUAAAACUGGGAAGUCGACAAAGAAACCUGAGAAAGCAAAGACUGCUAAGGAGGAGGCACGUGAGUUACAACUUAAGGAGGAGGCUUCCAUACGUGAGAAGGUUCGAGAAAUACAGAAAAACCUGUCCCUAAUGCUUAAAGCUCUUGGGGAAAUGGCCAUUGCAAAUCCUGUUUUUGCACAUAGUCGACUUCCUUCCCUGGUUAACUAUGUCGAGCCAUUACUAAGGUCACCAAUUGUCAGCGAUAUCGCGUAUGAGGCUAUGGUGAAACUUUCUAGAUGUACUGCCCCCCCUCUAUGUAAUUGGGCCCUUGACAUUGCUACUGCUUUGCGCUUAGUGGUGACUGAAGAAGAUCGUCUUCUCUUGGAUAUGAUUUCAUCACUUGGGCAAGGGGAUGCCGAUGAUAGACCAUCUUUGAGUCUCUUUGAGCGAAUUAUUAACGCCCUUUCUGUGUCUUGUAAAUCGGGACCCCUUCCUGUUGAUUCCUUCACUUUUAUCUUCCCUAUAAUGGAGCGAAUUCUUUUAAGCUCUAAGAAGACUGGGCUUCAUGAUAGUGUGCUUCAGAUUAUUUAUAUGCACAUGGACCCCCUCUUACCGCUCCCUAGGCUUCGAAUGAUUUCAGUUCUUUAUCAUGUUCUUGGUAUUGUACAAGCUUAUCAGACCUCUAUUGGACCUGCAUUGAAUGAGCUGUGUCUUGGUCUACAGCCAGAUGAAGUUGCACCGGCUUUAUACGGGGUUUAUGCAAAAGAUGUUCACGUUAGAAUGGCCUGUCUAACUGCUGUCAAAUGCAUUCCUACUGUUGCCAAUCGGUCUCUUUCUCAGAAUGCUGAGGUCGCUACAAGUAUUUGGAUUGCUUUACAUGAUCCAGAAAAGUCGGUUGCAGAAGCUGCAGAGGAUUUGUGGGAUCGCUAUGGAAACAAUUUUGGGACUGACUAUUCAGGCCUUUUCAAAGCACUUUCUCAUAUCCAUUAUACUGUCCGUUUUGCUGCUGCAGAGGCAUUAGCUGCUGCUUUGGAUGAAUCUCCUGAUUCUAUACAGGAAUCCCUUUCUACUUUAUUCUCCCUGUAUAUCCGUGAUGCUGGUUUGACUGAGAACAAUGUCGACGCUGGUUGGCUGGGAAGACAGGGUGUAGCUUUGGCAUUGCAUUCUUCUGCUGAUGUACUGAGAACAAAAGACCUUCCUGUUGUUAUAACAUUUUUGAUUUCAAGAGCAUUGGCAGAUCCUAAUGCUGAUGUUCGGGGGAGAAUGAUUAAUGCUGGCAUUAUGAUUAUUGAUAAGCACGGACGAGAUAAUGUUUCCUUGCUAUUUCCUAUCUUUGAGAACUACCUGAACAAAAAGGCAUCGGAUGAGGAGACAUAUGAUUUGGUACGUGAGGGUGUUGUUAUUUUCACUGGAGCAUUGGCAAAACAUUUGUCAAAGGAUGACCCAAAAGUACAUGUUGUUAUAGAGAAGUUGUUGGAUGUGUUGAAUACUCCAUCAGAAGCUGUUCAGCGGGCGGUUUCAACAUGCCUUUCACCAUUAAUGCAAUCAAAGCAAAAUGAUGGCCAAGCUCUUGUUUCACGGAUUUUGGAUCAAUUAAUGAACAGUGAAAAGUAUGGUGAACGCCGUGGAGCUGCUUUUGGGCUUGCUGGAGUAGUCAAGGGAUUCGGUAUUUCUUCUUUGAAGAAAUAUGGAAUUGUGAAUAUUCUACAAGAAUGUCUUGUUGAUAGGAAUUCUGCAAAACGUCGUGAAGGGGGUUUACUUGGAUUUGAGUGUCUGUGCGAAACACUUGGAAAAUUAUUUGAACCGUAUGUUAUACAAAUGUUGCCACUACUGUUAGUUUCAUUUUCCGAUCAAGUUGUUGCAGUUCGUGAAGGUGCUGAGUGCGCUGCUCGUGCAAUGAUGUCUCACCUUACUGCUCAGGGAGUGAAACUGGUUCUUCCAUCUCUUUUGAAGGGUCUUGAAGAUAAAGCGUGGCGAACAAAGCAAAGUAGUGUUCAACUGCUUGGUGCUAUGGCCUAUUGUGCUCCUCAGCAGCUGUCUCAGUGUCUCCCUAGGAUUGUACCAAAACUAACUGAGGUUUUAACAGACACCCACCCUAAAGUUCAGUCAGCAGGACAAACAGCACUUCAACAGGUUGGGAGCGUAAUAAAGAAUCCCGAGAUAGCUUCAUUGGUCCCUACUCUUCUUCUGGGUCUUGCAGAUCCAAACGACUAUACAAAAUAUUCUCUGGAUAUUCUCUUGGGAACAACAUUCAUCAAUUCAAUUGACGCUCCUUCACUUGCGCUCUUGGUGCCUAUAGUACAUAGAGGGCUAAGGGAGAGGAGUGCAGAGACUAAAAAGAAAGCAGCCCAAAUUGUUGGCAACAUGUGUUCGCUAGUUACAGAGCCAAAUGAUAUGAUUCCGUACAUAGGGCUGCUUCUUCCUGAAGUGAAAAAGGUUCUUGUGGAUCCAAUUCCAGAAGUUAGGUCAGUUGCUGCAAGGGCCCUCGGAUCCCUCAUAAGGGGAUUGGGUGAAGAUCAUUUCCCAGAUCUUGUUCCCUGGUUGAUGGAUACACUUAAAUCAGAUAAUAGUAAUGUUGAGCGAUCUGGAGCUGCUCAAGGGUUAAGUGAGGUAUUAGCUGCACUUGGGACUGAGUACUUUGAACAUGUACUUCCGGAUGUCAUCCGAAAUUGUUCUCAUCAAAAAGCAUCUGUGCGUGACGGGCAUUUGACGUUGUUCAAGUACUUACCAAGGUCCAUAGGUGUUCAAUUCCAGAAUUAUUUACAGAAGGUGCUGCCUGCUAUUAUAGAUGGUCUUGCUGAUGAAAAUGAGUCUGUACGUGAAGCGGCACUAGGUGCGGGACAUGUUCUGGUUGAGCAUUAUGCGAUAACGUCUUUACCUUUGCUCCUACCUGCCGUUGAGGAUGGUAUCUUUAAUGAUAGUUGGCGAAUUCGACAAAGCUCUGUGGAAUUAUUGGGUGAUCUCUUAUUUAAGGUCGCGGGUACUUCUGGAAAAGCUUUGCUGGAGGGUGGCAGUGAUGAUGAAGGUGCUAGUACUGAAGCACAGGGCCGGGCUAUCAUUGAGGUUCUUGGAAGGGAUAAGCGUAAUGAAAUUCUUGCUGCAUUAUAUAUGGUUCGAACUGAUGUGAGCCUAUCAGUGCGUCAGGCUGCAUUGCAUGUAUGGAAAACUAUAGUGGCAAAUACCCCAAAAACUCUUAAGGAAAUAAUGCCAGUUCUCAUGAACACUCUAAUUACCUCUCUUGCAUCAUCAUCCUCUGAAAGGCGGCAGGUUGCUGCACGUGCACUGGGCGAGCUUGUCAGGAAGCUUGGUGAGAGGGUGCUGCCAUUAAUCAUCCCAAUUUUAUCCCAAGGGUUAAAGGACUCUGACACCAGUAGACGACAAGGUGUGUGCAUUGGUUUGAGUGAAGUAAUGGCAAGUGCAGCUAAAAGCCAUUUGUUGAGUUUCAUGGAUGAACUGAUUCCAACCAUUCGAACUGCCCUAUCAGAUAGCAUGCCCGAAGUUCGUGAGUCUGCUGGAAUAGCAUUCAGCACUCUUUACAAGAAUGCUGGUAUGCAAGCAAUUGAUGAAAUUGUUCCAAGUCUUUUGCAUGCAUUGGAAGAUGAUCAAACUUCUGAUACUGCACUUGAUGGUCUCAAACAAAUCUUAAGUGUCAGGAUUACUGCGGUUUUGCCCCACAUUUUGCCCAAGCUUGUUCAGCUUCCAUUAACUGCAUUUAAUGCACAUGCUCUUAAAGCUGUCGCUGAGGUUGCCGGGCCUGGUCUUAACUUUCAUCUUGGUACUGUUCUUCCUGCAUUACUCACUGCCAUGGGUGUUGAUGAAGAGGAUGUUCAAACAUUGGCAAAAGAGGCUGCUGAAACUGUGGUUUUGGUUAUAGAUGAUGAAGGUGUUGAAUUUCUUACAUCUGAGCUUCUUAGAGCUGUCAGUGAUAGUCAGGCGUCAAUUAGAAGAAGUUCUGCGUAUCUUAUCGGCUAUUUUUUCAAAAACAGUAAAUUAUAUUUGGUUGAUGAAGCGCCAAACAUGAUAUCUACCUUGAUCGUCUUGCUCAGUGAUUCUGAUUCUGCAACUGUGGCAGUUUCUUGGGAAGCAUUGUCGAGGGUUGUAAGUUCAGUCCCCAAGGAAGUACUUCCUUCAUAUAUUAAGUUAGUACGAGAUGCUGUGUCGACUUCCAGAGAUAAGGAGCGUAGGAAAAAGAAGGGAGGACCAAUUGUCAUACCUGGACUUUGUUUACCAAAAGCACUCCAACCAUUGCUUCCAAUAUUUCUCCAGGGUUUAAUAAGUGGAUCUGCUGAACUGAGAGAGCAAGCAGCACUGGGUCUUGGAGAAUUGAUUGAAGUGACUAGUGAAAAGGCACUCAAAGAGUUUGUUAUACAAAUUACAGGGCCUCUUAUCCGGAUAAUAGGUGACCGGUUCUCAUGGCAGGUGAAGAGUGCUAUUUUAUCUACCUUGACAAUCAUAAUCAGAAAAGGUGGGAUGGCUUUGAAGCCAUUUCUUCCACAGCUUCAAACAACAUUUGUCAAGUGUCUACAGGAUAACACAAGAGUUGUUCGCUCUAGUGCUGCGCUUGCACUUGGAAAGCUUAGUGCUUUAAGUACCCGGGUGGACCCUCUUGUUGGAGACCUCCUGUCCAGUCUGCAGGCUUCAGACAGUGGGGUUCGGGAGGCAAGUUUGUCUGCUUUAGAAGGUGUCCUAAAGUUUGCUGGGAAGAGCGUGAGCAAUGCUGUUAGAACUCGUGUCUACUUGCAGCUUAAGGAUAUGAUUCAUCAUGAUGAUGACGAGGUUCGAAUAUCUGCUGCAAGCAUCAUGGGUAUCAUGGCCCAGUAUGUCGAAGAUACCCAGCUGACUGAGCUGCUUCAGGAACUAUCAAGUUUUCCAUUGUCACUUCCCUGGUCUUCUAGGCAUGGUUCUGUACUUACAAUUUCAUCCAUGCUCAAGCACAUCCCAUCCACCAUUUGUGCCUCUCCAGUGUUUCCGUCUAUCCUGGGCCAGCUUAAAGCUGCUUUGAAAGAUGAGAAGUUCCCUCUUCGUGAAUCUUCGACCAAGGCAUUUGGGAGACUUCUCGUGUAUAAAGUCCAAAGUGACCCGUCCAAUACCUCAGUACAAUUAGAUAUUAUAUCAUCUUUAGUCUCAGCAUUGCGUGAUGAUUCCAGUGAAGUCAGAAGAAAGGCGUUAUCUGCUCUGAAGGCAGUUUCGAAGGAAAGUUCUUCACCUAUUGUGGCCCAUAUGAACAUUAUUGGACCUGCACUGGCUGAAUGUUUGAAAGAUGGAAGUACGCCUGUGCGACUUGCAGCAGAAAGAUGUGCUCUGCAUGCCUUCCAAUUGACAAAAGGUCCGGAAAAUGUUCAAGCUGCUCAAAAGUUCAUCACAGGCUUAGAUGCCAGACGAAUAUCAAAGCUUUCGGAACACAGUGAUGAUAGUGAAGGUGAGGAUGACUCGACAAGUGGCUGAAAAUGAGUCGCUUUGUGACCAAUAAUUUUUGCCCUCAAAAGUGGAACUAUAGAAAAUACUAAGACAAUUGCGGUCAUACAGAGAAAACAGUCCUGGAUACCCAAUUUUUCUCACUUGGGUGUUAUAAAUUCAAUGUAAUCGUCAGUUGGAUUACUUGGAUACCAUCUUGGAUCAUGUAUAGAAUGAAGCCAUGAAGGCACAGCGGAACCAAUCCCAUUUUGAAAUCUGUAUCUUUCAUAUAUGUUCAUAGUGUAAUGAUCUUUUGCAAUUAAGCUACUUCAUUUUCGAGUUUUACAACAA